AUGUUAAAUUUCCCCUUUCCGCAGAUGAAACACCAAGAAAAACCAGCAGAGGAAAAUGUAACUGAACUGAUGGGAUUUGUUCUUUUGGGCUUUGCGGAUGUUUUCCUUCUCCAGUCAUUUCUGUUUGGCUUGUUUUUAGUCAUGUACAUCAUUAUCUUGGUGAGCAAUGGCAUCAUACUCCUAGUAACAAAACUAGACCCCACUCUCCACACCCCCAUGUACUUUUUCCUGGGAAAUUUUUCUUUUUUGGAAAUCUGCUAUGUGUCAAUUACUCUCCCCAGAAUGCUCAUGAAUCUGUGGACCCAGAGAAGAACGAUUUCUUUAGUUGCCUGCGCUACACAAAUGUGCUUUAUGCAUAUGCUGGGAGCCACAGAGUGUCUCCUCCUGGCCGUGAUGGCCUAUGACCGCUACAUAGCCAUUUGUAACCCUCUGCACUAUCCUCUAGUCAUGAACCACAAAGUGUGUGUCCAGCUGGUGGUUGGCUCCUGGAUCAGUGGAAUUCCAGCCCAGAUAGGGCAGACAUGCCAGAUUUUCUCUCUGCACUUUUGUGGGUCUCAUUUAAUCAACCACUUCUUCUGUGACAUCCCCCCAGUACUCAGCCUGGCCGGUGGGGACACAUUUUUGAAUGAAAUGAUGGUGUACAUAGUUGCUGUAUUAUUUGUUAUGGUUCCAUUUCUGUUGAUCCUUAUCUCCUAUACCAAAAUCAUCUCCACAAUCCUUAAAUUGCCAUCAGCCACAAGUCGGGCCAAAGCCUUCUCCACCUGCUCAUCUCAUCUCAUGGUUGUAGCAUUGUUUUACGGCUCAGCCACUAUUACCUAUUUACAACCCAAGACCAGCCACUCAGCAAGAACUGGUAAAGUGCUUUCUCUCUUCUAUACCAUCGUGACUCCCAUGUUUAACCCCAUGAUAUACAGUCUAAGGAACAAGGAUGUCACCAUGGCCCUGAGAAAAUUGUUACAGAAAUAA
Manis pentadactyla (Chinese pangolin) is the source of this 966-nucleotide messenger RNA. RefSeq names its product olfactory receptor 10AG1-like. The transcript has a single exon. The coding region runs from base 1 to 966 and encodes 321 amino acids. Lineage: Eukaryota; Metazoa; Chordata; Mammalia; Pholidota; Manidae. Gene Ontology annotation, biological process: G protein-coupled receptor signaling pathway. The record is from RefSeq and is a predicted model, not a curated record. Gene Ontology annotation, cellular component: membrane. Gene Ontology annotation, molecular function: G protein-coupled receptor activity; olfactory receptor activity.